This is a messenger RNA of Sclerotinia sclerotiorum 1980 UF-70, 1062 nucleotides long. RefSeq lists its product as hypothetical. The record is from RefSeq and is a predicted model, not a curated record. NCBI's taxonomy places the organism in Eukaryota, Fungi, Ascomycota, Leotiomycetes, Helotiales, Sclerotiniaceae. Gene Ontology annotation, cellular component: elongator holoenzyme complex; cytosol; nucleus. Gene Ontology annotation, molecular function: tRNA binding. Gene Ontology annotation, biological process: tRNA wobble uridine modification. Bases 1 to 1062 code for a protein of 353 amino acids. The transcript is spliced from 3 exons.
AUGGCGCCCUCACCUCUUCAACAAAGAAGAACACAUAACACGUUACUUUUUCAGAAACUAUUGAAUCUUAGAGAUGGAGCGAGUCCGUUUACAUUGGUGUUGGAUUCGUUGGAACAGAGUGGGAGGUUGAUUGUUAGGGAGUUUUGGAGGAGGGCUUUGAUCUCUAAGUCGAAGGUCAUCUUUAUUUCUUUCUCUACUCUUCAGAAACGAUUACCUUUUACCCCGGAUGUUUUCGUCUCAGCACAUGGUAAACCACUUUCACAGCUUCGUCGAGAGAUUGUUGCGCAUUUACCUUCACCUACAACCCCUCCAUCGGCAUCUCAGCAAAAAACCCUUCUCAUAAUCGAUAAUCUUCAUCCACUUGCAGCUCACCCAAACCAUCUCUCCCCCUUCCUUUCCUCCCUCAUAAUCCACCCAACUAUAUCCCUCCUCUGCACCCACCACGUUGAUAUUCCCUUACCACCGUCCUCUACAAACAUCAACCCAUACACCCCAAACCCUCUAACAACCCUCCUCUUCCUCGCCACCGCCAUCCUCUCACCCCACAACUUCACCCACGAACUCGCUCGCAAACGCGCACGCGAUAAGUCCGCCCGAGAACCCGAAUUUGGCAUCGCAGAAGGAAAAGAGGGCGUAAUUAAAGGAUUUGGAAAUGGCCACACCCCCGAUGCCAAAAAUGGAGAAAUCGUCCUAACGCUCGAAAUGCGGCGGAAAUCUGGUCGUGGCACUCGCGAAACUUUCAUUUAUACACCACCUCCACAUCAUAGCUCUUCUCCCACGACUAAAGAUCUCGGUACCAUUCAACUCCUCGAUGAACACCCGGCUUUUGCAGCGCCGGAAAUUGGGGAUAAUUCGAUGGCCAAGGGAGGGGAUGAGGGGAUGGAGGCUGAUGUUACGUUUAAUCUAGGCUUGACAGAGAAACAGAAGAGGGAUAGGGAGAAUGUUGUUCUGCCUUAUUUUGAUGCGCAGAAAGAGGGGGGUAUUGGGAGUGGGGGGAAGAUUCUUUAUGAGAUGGGGGCGGAGGAUAGGGAGGAUUUUGAUGAUGAGGAGGAUGAGAUUUAG